AGAUUUAAUGCUUUCACAGGAAAAUGCGAUGUUCCCCUCGGUGUCGAAAGUGGCCGUAUUUCGGAUCAUCAACUCACGGCGUUUUCACAAUACGAGAACGAUUAUAGGUUUGGAGCCCAUCGAGCAAGGCUCAGACUAAACUCAUGGCCGCCGGGUUAUAGAGCUGACAAAACUAUCCUUGGUGACACAGAACAAUUUCGCUGGAUUAAAAUCGAUUUGGGGAGGGAACAAAUUGUUACUGGAAUAGCGACUCAGGGUUAUGGGAACGCUUCGGUUUCAGAAUGGAUUACCAGGUAUAAAUUAAUGUACGCUACCAAGAACGAGAUCUUGGAGUUUGUGAACAAUGACGGAGAAGUAAUGGUAAGUUUUUUUUGCCAGAAUAUCGAAAGACUUUCGUGUUACAAGAGUUUAGAUGUAAUUUCAGAAAAUAAGACAGUCGCGAGCCUUUUUUACAGGAAUUUUUGAAUACGUCGUUUCCCCACUUUGUUAGAGCCUUGGGACAUUACACUUGUUAGAGAUAGAGUUACCCCGAGGCUCUAACUAAAUUGUUCACGCGAAUUCGUCACUUGUAACAAAAAGUAUACAAUCAGCUAUAUCCUGUGGUUACGUUUGUAACUCUCGGCCUUCUUAGUAGUAUAUCGCAUUUCACUGAAAAGUGAACAUCAUUAUUCAUUCUUCAAUUGUUUAUUUAUUUUCAAAUCUCUAAGAUAAUCUAUGUAUGAAUAAUAUGGAAAUUUCUAUUGUUAUUAUAAAGAAUAAUGCUGCAAACUUUUAUAAGGUAACGAUCUUGGAAAAAAUGUUAUCUUGAGACCUUGUGAUUCACAUCCCUGUACUUUACUCUGGUACCAAAUUUCACAUGUAGUUUAUUGACUGAGCUGUAUAUUUUUUUUUUUACUUCGUACUCAGUUGCAGAGAAAGUAAACAUGACAACGUUUGUUAAGCUUGCCAAAUCAAACCCCAUAAUUCACAGCAAUGUUUAGAGUAAAUUUUGUUUUAGUCACCCAACAACAUUUUACGAAAUCAUAAAAAAAAAAUACUUUUCCUUAUCCUUUUCCUUUCCUAUUUCAAGUUCAGACCUAAAAAAAAAUGUUAAGCGAAAAAUCCGAAGCAAUCUCGAUGUGUUUUGAUAACAUCGCAAACAAUGCGGCGCAUGAACAACUUCCAGAACGACGUGAUUACCAACGUGACGAUUCCGCCUCGGUUAUUAGCUCCGUCAAUCCUGACAAGCUCUUUUUCUUUCAAAUGGGAGAUACAGUCCAGACAAAUAGGAUCCUUAUUUGUUGCUGGAAUAAUUAAAAAUAAACGCAUGAGGUCGCCAUUAUCUCGCCAAAAAUAUUUGGAUUACUUAAACAAUACGUCUGGACACAGUCUGAUUCCAAUUAUAACGAAAAAACCCUCGUUUUUAAAGGACUUCAAGUAUGCAUCUUUAUCUAAAUGUUUACCUGUGGUGUGUGCGGUUUAGUUCGACAAACCACACUGAGGAUUAGUUACAUAUGUUUUGGAGUGUAGAUAUUUAGAUCUGUUAUAGCAUCGCAAUAGGGUACCGUUGACGUUACGAAUAGCUAGUUCUCAGGGCAAAAGAAACGAAUGAUAACGAAGCUUUUGUCUUCAGAAAAAGUGCAUAUUUUUUUUCACCAAAAUGAAUUUAAUAAAAAUAGAUUGGUGCGAAAUAGUUCAGUUGUGGUUCCAUAGUUGUCUACUUAUAAAUUCCUAGCAUAAACAAGGACCAUUUUUUGUGCGGUUUUGUGUAUUUUUUCAAAGAUACACGAGCAGGUUUCUACCACAAGAAGAACACGCGCGCAAUAUACUGGCUCCUGGUUAGGGUGCCAAAUUUGAAUGAUUCGAACAGACAAACGUAGUCGACGAAACUCGGAUCCAUCUCAAAUGUAUCAAGCAUAGUUUAAGUAUGAUUACAGAAAUAACUUCGCUCAAAGCUAUCGCUCUUUGUAAUGUCCAGUUGGCGAGGGCGAAAUAUCAGAAGCUACAUAGACAAAACAUUUUUCUUUUUCUGCUCAUCCAACUGCAAGACAUGCGAGUUUUAAAAUACCAUUGAUUUGCCCUUCGCUCAAUUUCUUUUAUUACUCGACAGCCCUUGUUUGAAUAAACCUUUCGAAUUCAUGAAUCUUUCAUUUGUCUGGAAAGCCCGGAAUCGAUAUUGUUAUGCUAGGAAGCUGGAGACCAAUAUCCUUUAUUGAUCAUUACUUUUAAUUAGAAAAAUUUAAACAAAUCAUUAACGAGCUGUUGUAUUUCCAAGGAAAGGCCCAUCACUCCCUUUUCACAUUUCAUUUAGAAAAAUAAAACACCUCACUGCAAUCACAGGAAAUGGUACACAUCGAAGGUAGUUCUGGGUAAUAAUAGACUACUCUAGUACAUCAUCCAAUCUGACGAGAUCUUUUACAUAAACAAGAUCUGUAGUGUCCCUUUUAGAGAGACAGAUUUAGAUAGGCUUUCCUACUAAUUUCUCUAUAAAUCGUAGAUAAGAAAACUUAUGUGUGUUCGUGUUUUGUUUGGCUGUUUAAAUGCCCCAGUGAUCAGGGUAGAAUGAUUUUGAAUAUCAUUGAUACAUAAGUGAUUAUCAUGAGUAAUUCUAAAUUACAAUCUCUUUUUUUUUCACAGAUAUUCAAAGGAAAUAAUGACAGCAACGGAAUAGUAAAACACGACUUAGCAGUUCCCAGGAUUACAUCGAGUAUACUUUUGAUACCUCGUAAUUGGACGGACAACAUUGGACUUAGAAUGGAAAUUUAUGGCUGCGAACCAAGUGAGAAAAUAGUGUAAUCUAGUAUUAUCAACUGAGUUAAUAACGUAAAUUGGCCACCGUAAAGAGUAUAAAAUCUGACGUUUCGAGCGCUAGCCCUUCGUCGAUCACUCUGACGAAGCUACUUCAAGGUUUGCUGGCAUCUAGAAGAAAAAUUACCGAAGUUUUCAAACCCGUUAUUUGCGAUCACCACCAGAAUAAACCUUCCUAGUUCCUGUUUGGUUUAAUUGUAGCUCUUUGAUGGUUUUCUUAACUAGGAAAUGAUUAUUUAAAGUUGUUACAAAUUCAUGUAUAAGAGUCAAUUUUGAAUAGAUAUACAGUGACCUUAAGGGUUAGAAGUAUUCUACGCAGUGCUUUAAGGAAAAAAAAUAAAAUGAAAAUAACAAGUUCUAAUUUAUCUUUCCAAUCACAUUUGUGAUUUCUGCCCCGCUUAAGUCAGUGUUCAACUCAUGUUUGGUUGUUCUGGAGCCUCGUACUGAUUAUUUCAAGGUGCGAAACUUUCCCUUUACUCAAAGCAUUAUGAGGUAAACUAUAGCUCUUAAUUCACUUCUAAAUAUGUGCGAUCAACGCAAUGAUCACGCAAGGGUGAAAUAAAUAACUAAUAUUCCUGUGUGCUCGAUCGAAUGGCUGUUUAAUGGAUCGUUACUCUUUCAUUUUAUUAUAGCAUAUUAUUUCAAAGUGUGGUUGAUGUUUCAUAAUAUUUCAUUCGUCUACAACUACUUAAAUACUUCCAGUGAUGAAUACAUACAAGAAGCGUUCAAAGCGACGGGUGAGGUGAGUACAGAGAAUUUCUGAAGUUACCCAUAUUGGCUUACACUUCUGUAGCUUUCAGAGAGAGAGAGAGAAAGAGAGGAAGAGAGAGAGCGAAAGAGAGGGGGAGGCAUCAUGAAUGUCAAAUGUCUUGCAAAAUAAUUUACACUCUGACCCUGCCAUUCAGCGGAGGUCCACGAGUAAGGAAAACAUACACGAGGACUUAUGUGUUGAUUAUAUGUCCUUCGUCUCCCAAGAUCCUAACUAAAGGCAAAUAUAGUCACUUGCUGCCUCCUCUCUUGCCACUUACCCUUAUCCUGCUGGCUAGAAAGCCCUCCAUUUUGAACAAAGACUGAAAUUUAACUACAUUUCAAAUGGGUUCAGAGAGGGCCAAAUUUAUUAUUUAGUUUCUGUUUUAGAUUCAAAGGUAUUUUGAAAACGUGGGAGGAUAUCUCUACAACAGAGUCUUGAGAUUGAGGUAAAGGUGUUUUUUGUUCAUGAGUUUAUGAUGAAAAUGCCCCUAGUAUAAUGCCUCUUGUAUGGAUGGCUUCAUACACCGAGUGACACAAUUGUGAUCACUAUACCACCUUUCCGAUUACCUAUGACCGUUAUUUUAGGAAUGUUGGGUUUAUAGCUCCUAUUUUUAUGCCUUUUUUCUCUCUAGUCCUCAACCGUCACCACAGAUAACGACAUCUGCCACAGCAGAGGUUGCAAUUUACUGCAUAGAAACCAGCGUUCAUCGUGUUACAGCCAAACUUAGGGCUUUCGUUCACGAAUCUAGCAUUUUCCACCCAGAUUAUCUAAAGAUAAGACAACCAAGUAAGUCCCCACCAAACCUCAUCGAAUAAAUAAUAGCCUUCAAGUGGCAGUAUGAAGUUCUGAGAAUGAUUUGAGUAAAAAUAAUGAAGCAACUCAAGUAAAAUUGAUGUCAAUUGAUUGCUGAAACUUUAGUUAAUUAUAUCUUGAUAAGAAGUAUUCCAACCGAUUGAAAUGUGUUUAAUUGAAUGUCAUAAAACACAAGUACCAAUCAGAAGUAAGAAAGCAGAAAGAGCUGAAAAUUAGAGCUAAACCACCUGAAGCACAGGAAAUCGCAAAUAACGAAGUCACGACUGCUUUCAGUCUUGUGUUGAGAAAGUGGUGUGAGUUUUCUAGACCAGUCACAUAGCGAAGUACUGAAAAAAGCUAGAAUUUUAAAAAAAAUUUCUGAAAAUUUAAUUCAUCCUUAACCUGAAUGAUUUUGCCAAUAAUUGCAAUCUAUGAUCUUUCGCCGUCGAAAAGUUAUUACCAGUGUCACAGAUAUACUCCUCUCUCUUUCGAUGGUUUUUCCUAUGUCUACAAUCAGUUAUUAUCCAUGAUGUUUCAAAUCCCUUACCUUAACUUUAAUUUUGAUGUCUUACUGUGAGUAACAUGCCCGUUUUCUCUUCCAUUUCAGUCACCUGCAACUGCAAUCCUCCAGUGGUUGAUCUGCACCUCAAGCAUCGUAUCCUUGAGUCAGAUAUUAUAUGGUCAUCUGACAAAGACUUUGUUUUAAAACCAAAAGUCUCAAUAAAUUGUUCCUCACCGAUCCAGACAAAAUACCGUUGGACUUUUUUCAAAAUUGAUCGGGAAACCAGUUAUUUCUCGCCAUUUAUGCCAUUCGGCCUUAAAGACCAACCCAUGGUCAUGCUACGACCAAGGCUUUUUGGACCCGGAGAAUUUUACGUCUCAGUGGAUGUAUCAUUCACAAACAAUAUCACAGACACAUCCGCUGACGAUUUCGGGUUCUUCAGAGUCCAAAUGCCAGUUUUAACGGCAAAAAUAGUGGCACCAUCGUCAAUAAAAAGAGACGCAGGGAAUAUUACGAUUGAUGGCUCCGGCUCACACGACACAGAGUACCCACAGGAUCAGUCUAAAGGAUUAACGUUUUUUUGGCAGUGCAGAAGGCUUUGCCAAGAAGCUCCAAUAACGCCAUGUUUUGAUGCUGAUUCCAAUUUCUUCAGUGAAAGAUUUACAAUUGAUGCCUCUUCUCUAAAGCCAAAAUGUACUUACGAAUUUAACCUGACUGUGACAAGAGAGCCGAGGAUAUCGAGAGCAAGUCAUAGGCUAUAUAUUGAGCCUACAAUACAGUUCUCUGUUGUGUAAGUUUAAUCAUGUCGAUGUACUUGCGUUUUAUUUUUUGUUUUAUUCAAUUAUUUGCUCUUUUAUCAGCCUAUAUUUCCAUUUAUUUUUGCAAUUUUAAUUUGAUCGGUUUGUACAAGCAUUAAUGCUCUUACAUGUAAAUGCGUUUGCCGACGUCAAUUUGACUUUUCGAUGUUUCGUUUUAUUUACUUAAUGUUUUUUAAAUCAUUCCUUUGUAACAGUUCUAAGCCGAGGCCUCCUCGAUAAUAACUUCGGCCCACUAAGCAUAUGUUCGGUGAAUAAUUAUUCGAUGUAUUCAAAUGAUUCGCCAAAAUUUGUUACUCAACAAUCCUCCUCGAAAAAUUCGUGUUGUUUAACUGGUAAUCUUCUAUUGACCGCUGCCAGAUCAUAGUUUUGGUUCAUUUCAUUGCAUUACAUUGCGUAGGUAUGCAUAUUUAUGUUACCCCAACACAAUCUGAUCGAGAACCGUAAAUAUUUGAAAAAAGCAAUCACUCGAUCGGCAAUUUAACUGAUGGAACUACUGUAUAUUGACCCAUUUUCAUCUCUUUCUUUUAAUUUUUGGUUUUUUUUCCUUUGAAAUUUUGUAUUUGGUUAUUCGUUUGUAAAAUUUCUGUUUUACUUCGUUUGUUCGUUUGUUUUGCGUAAUAGAUGCGUCAUUAAUUGUGGACGGAAGGUCAGUGUUAAAAGACUCUUCUCCCUUCGUGUGGUUUGCGGUAAAGAAGAAUGCGCGUCAUUAGCGACUUUCUCCUGGAUGAUUUUCUCAGAAGACGACCAAGGAACCCUCACCAGGCUUGGUAUAAAAAUCCCAAGUGACUCUAUAGAAACUUUUGCAAACAUGACACAAUUGAAUAUACUUAAACUUGAAAAUCUUUUUGAAGUCAAAGACGGGCAAAAAUUUCAAGUUAGGGUCACAGCCAAUCCGUACAAGAGUCAUUUUGAAGAACAAGCACACCAUACAUUUAUCGUCAACGCUCCGCCGACAAACUCCGAAGUGCAAAGAAAAGACAAAGGUUGUCAGGUGAAGCCUAAAGAAGGUUUUGCAAUUGUUACGGACUUUUACAUCACGUGUUUGGGUUGGUAUGACAAAGAUGUUCCGCUUCGUUAUGCUUUUAUGUAUACGUUCGACUCCAGCACAAUUCUCAUUCAAGAGGGAAAUGUGGGAAACGUGACAAGUAAGCUCCCUGUGGGGGAUCCUAAUAAAGGCUAUGAGCGUCUUGUCGACCUGAAGAUUUUCGAUGCUUAUGGGGAUUUUACUUCUUUGCCCAAGAAAAUCAAGGUAAAAUGAGUUAAAUUCAAACAGACAUUCAAACAAGAUGGUAUAAUUGGUGUUAUUUCUGUUCAGUCCGGUUAAAUAGCUAGAGUCAUUUUCAAAUGUCAUUUAGUUGAGUAACCCUCUUGUUGCUGCAUAUACUGUUGGCUGCUUUCGCUUUCUUUGAAUGACAUUGAUACAACGAUUGGCCUUAAUUUAGAGAUAUGAUUUCAGAACCUUUUUUACCCUCUGUCAGUCUGUCAGUCCAUAUAAGAAUUCGCUGCAAACGAAUUUGCUAAACGCUUUGUUAAGAGCGUGGCCAUUGUUAAUUAUUGCUAUUGUUCACUUUAUGUCACCUUGGGAUUUACUUUACGCAUCCAACCGUUUGAUUGACAGCAGCUGAAAUCUGCAAAGAGACUCAUGUAUUCCCAAAGCUUUACCUGCUGACCAAUCACAACCGACUAGUUCAGGAUAUGCAAAUUAUUAUGCUGCCCACUGAUUAAAUGGGCACUGCAAGUACAUGUCGCGAAAGACAAUAGCAUUCUGGGCGAUGUUCAAUACAUACCAAAUCGCAUGACCAGCUUGAAGAAAAAAAUUGUUUAGCUGCCCAUCAGGACCCAGUUUUUUGAAGGGUGGAUAAAUCUCUAUCCGGUAGAUAGCGAUUCAUCUCCCCUUUGAACAACUACGCGGAGGUUAAAGCAGAGUAUAUCCAUGUGAACAUAAUCUUAUAUUCUCUUCUCAGCGCUUUAAUUAAACGUGUCAUACUUCUUUCUUUCGGUUUUUAGGUGAGGCCGCCGCCUGCUUCGGAGAAGCUGUUAGAUGUUAUCAAUAAUGCACAAAACAACAUGCGGAAGCUGGUUGCGGGCAACAAUGUUGAGAAGGCAGCUGAUAUGGCCAUUACAAUUCUCUCCGUUAUUGAUUACAACGAGAAACUUAAGAAAGACGAAUCGGUAAGAUCAGAACAAAAGUCAUUCUCCUCACUGUCCCAUAUAAAAUUCUUACGGUGUUAAUUUGGAGAAUUUCGGUUUUGAAUCAACUUCUAAUCCCCUAGUGACAUAUUUUUUUUAUUCCUAUCAAUUUUCUGCUUGAUGUUGAAUUGGAAUUGUAAGGAGAAAUUAUGUCUCUCGGUCACUCAUGAAAGUUAAACGGAUAUCCAGCUUCGACUUUUGUAUGAUGAUUUAAAAUAGAUUUGGUUUGUCAUUUGCUGCCAAAAGCUCUCAAUACUUUGCUUGCGAUUGACACUUAGAAUGGUAAUCUCUCUCACUUUACACUGGUUAAAGGCAACACAUUUCCUUGAAAAAUAUCCUUAUGAUUGCAGUUUAAGGACUCUCUGCUAAAUAUCAUGUCUGGAGUAAAAGUUGACAAGAUCAAUCUGGUCACCAAGAUUGCCGUUAUUACGGCCUACUCAACCAAACGGGUUGACCAAUCCUUGCCCCAGAACUCACAGGUAAGUCAAGGAUUAAGUAUUCGUUACUGAAUUGGUGGACCGUUUGCUGUACGAACUGACAGCCAAUGACAAGAAACCGUUAUCCUAGUAAGAUAGUUCAGCAAUUGGUUUUUAUUCAUUUUAUGGUAUUUCAAUGAUAUAUUUGGGAAAAAGAGUUUUGGUCGCAGAGGUUUGUCUAUUUCCUUACUUCGUGAAGCUUUUAAAAGGCGCCUUUUUCGUAUUUUGAGACUUAUCAAAAGCUCUUUGCAACCCUUAGAUUCUUCUUGGUAAAAUAAUCGCCUUUCCAUGAGCGAGAACCAAGUGUCCCCAACAACGAAUUCCUCUAGUCAGAUAAGGGCCCCCACAAGACCUAGAUGAGUAGAAGAUGAUUCGCUGCUUUGAUUUUUUUCCGAAGGAGGAUGCAUUGACCUUAAUAAGAAAAACAACUACAUUCUUGCAAAAUAUUAACACCAGUGCUAUUAAAGAUCUGAAGGUCAUUGGAGAGAUAGGCGAAAACAUAUUAACAGGGAUUGGAAAUGUUCUGACGUCUUCUUCUAAGGAUGUCGAUAUAGACUCUCCGAAUAAGGAUCCUAAUUUUGAUGUGAAAAAGGUGAGUAUAGUUUGCUUUUUUGCAGAGCAUAAUAGGUUGAAAAUAUCUGUUUCUAAGUAUCUACAGUAUCGUUGGUUUCAUUUUUUCAUAGUACCCAAUAAACCCACUAGGGCUUAUUACCUUGACAUUCAUAUUAAGAUUUAGCAUGCAUCUUAUCUAAUUUUUUCAAAUCUAAUCUGAUCUAAUCUUCCAUCGAUAAAUACCCUGUUUGCUACGUCAUUUGUAUUCGAAGAAGUGUAGUUUUCUCUUUUCUCCCACCGCUGGCUACGCCUUAUCCUAACGACCACUAAAGUCAGUGAGUGAAAAUAUUCGUGAUGGGAAGAUCUAUUUCCAGCCAGCUUCUGAUCAAAGUCUAUGACAUUAAGCACUAUCUCCUUUCUCUUGUACAGGGCAGAAAAAUCACCUCAGAAUGUGUGGAACUGGUAAACACUAUCACUGCUGAAGAGGAAUUCUGUGCAAAUCCUACAAUUAUCAGUACACCUUAUAUCAAUCUUACAGCUUGCAUUGAAAAAGCCACUGAAAUGAAAGUAAGCAAGCUGCUUAAGGGUGAAAGUGGAGUCAAGCUACCCGAUGCCAAGGAUCUGUUCCCGCCUGAUCUCUUGGACGAAAACACCGUGGUGGAUGUUAAGGUGAGGGACAAAUAUAGCUCGAACUAGCCAUGAAGUGCUUUGAUAAAUUCAGUUCCAAGACUGGAAGGAAUGAGGAAGAUGUAAUUACAUCCUCUUGUUAAUGGCGUCAUGUAUUGGUGUUGUUGGGGAGGAGUAUUCUAAGUCCCAAUUAGACAGACGUUCAAUUCCUUGUUGAGCAUUAGAAAGAUAUAUUGGUCUUUCACUUACAUGUUCAUUUCAUUUUUCUUAGUUUGAGUUACGUGUGUUAAUGAUUAAGAGUUAACUCAUCUGUUGUCUUCCUGCUUCUGCUCUCGCGUCUGUUUGUGUCUUCUCCGACAUCGAGGACGACGGAAAUGUUUUGAUCACUCAGAUAAAUUCAUUUCUUCUGUUUCAGCUUGUGUCGUUUAAAAAAAAUCCUUACACAUGGCACCCUAAGUCCAGAAGUAUUAAAUCAUCCGUGCUUGAUGUUACCUUAAAGAACGUCACAUCUGGGAAAGCACUUCACGUGGAGGGUCUCAGCAAACCUGUAGAAAUGUUUAUCAAAAACUGGCACCGGGAAAGAGAUGAAAUCAAGCCGAAAGAGACGUUCUUUGUAAAACCAAGCCCUCCAAAAUCGAUAAAGAACAUGCGAUUUCACAAAAUCGUUCUUCCAUAUGGCGAUGCUGAUGCAAAUAUUCGAAUUGUGCCAUCAAGAAACGAAAAACUCGAAAUUUACAUCAGGUACAAAGUGAGACCAACACCGGCAGAAAAUAACUUUCAAACAGUUGUCCCAAAUUUCUCCUCAUGCUUAAGCUACUCGGAAGAGAAUGGUUUCUCUGACUGUCUCUCUGAUCCUUAUUUGUUUACCAUUUCACCCUCGAUCACCGGACAUAUGGGUACUCACUUUAUUGGUAUACGGUACACCCCACAACUCCCUGAGAUGAACAAUACUCAAAGUAGAACACGCGUCAAGAGAUCGUGCCGUGGGGCUAACGGUCGCCAGAAACGGUCAUGUGUCGAAGUGAAGCCGCCUCCACUCCCCGAAAAUAUUCUAAAGCUACAAUUUCAGAAUAAUUCCGACGUGCAGUAUGAUCUGUUCAUCACCAUGGGCCUGUGCAUGUACUGGUCCCCUAAAGACGACGAGUGGACCAAUAGAGGAUGUAAGGUAGGAAUACCGGCAAUCUUUUGGCAUAGAUAAAAUUUGGCCUGCUUGUAGUUAAUCGAAAAAAAGAAGAACUUGAUUAAAGGUAGGCCUCGUACAUUAAGUUCCUUUCCAGGCACAGAUUUAUCAUUGACAGUAUUAAAUUAUGCAUUUGCCAUCGCUCGGGAAUAUCCUUUGCAUAUGGCUUUGAAAACUUUUAAGUAAGACUGAGUACAUCAGCAGGUUAAAUCCUCCUGAAACAAAAUCUUACUAAAAAAAAUUGUUUUGCUCAUUGGUUUCGUUUUCCUUCGGAAAGGUCGGACCUAAGGCCACACCUGGAAAACUUCAAUGUCUCUGCACACACCUGUCGGCUUUUGGAGGUGACCUGUUCGUGGCCCCAAACCCAAUAGAUUUUGACAAAGUUAUGUCGGAGUUUGGAAACCUUGCAGCAAGCGGGAACUUCGUUGUUUUGGCAUUUGUCUGCGUGAUAUUUGGAUUGUACGCAACUGGUCUGAUUAUCGCCCGAAGAGCUGACAAGAUAGACAAAUUUGAGGUAGAUGUAUUUUCUAUUGUAGUUUCCCUUAGUAUGUCGUCUGAAAAAAGGGAAGCCGAGUAUCACAAGCUGAGAGUAGAGAGUUGAUUAGCUCUCUUUAAAUGACAGAGACGAGUAAGUGUCAGCUGAAAAAACUCAUAGAUCUAUGAAAGGAACAACUUAUGUUUACUGAGUAGUAAAUACGGUAAAUAUAAAAUAUAAAAUAGAGUAGUUGAUUUUUACCUCAGAUUGCACCAAACAUCCAUGUGAUAAUAGGACAAGACUGCGCCUUCACAUACGACAUCUCGAUUCAAACAGGGAUUUGGAGGGACUGCGGAACUACAGCGAACGUGGCAAUCAUCCUAUUUGGCGAGAAUGGAUGUACGCCUCCUAUACUCUUAACACACCGUCAGCUGGGAAAGAGAUUUUUCGCUAGAGGUAGCGUCAAUACAUUCACAAUUCAUCUCCAAGAAUCGCUUGGGUCUUUGUACAAAAUCAAAAUCUGGCAUGACAAUUCUGGAGAAAACCCGGCUUGGUUUUUUCACCAAGUCUUGGUUACUUGUAAUUCCACAAACGAAAAGUGGUAUUUUCUAGGAAACCAGUGGCUUGCUGUGGAAAAAGGAGAUGGGAAAAUUGAAGUCGACAUCAUUUCUGCAGGAGAAAGUGAAUCUUUGUCCUUUAGUAACUUGUUCUAUUUCAGAGGUGCGAAAACCCUAAGUGAGAAGCACCUCUGGUUAUCAUUGUUCACCAAAGCUCCGCACAGUACUUUCACCCGCUGUCAACGUCUUUCAUGCUGCCUGUCAAUCUUGUUUGCAACCAUGGUCGCCAAUGCGAUGUUUUACCAGCAAAGCACAAGUAACGUCGAUGCCUUUCGCGUCGGUCCUAUUAAUCUAUCCUGGUCUCAAAUUAAAAUAGGCGUUCAAAGUGGGCUCGUCUCAAUUCCUGUGAAUGUCCUUGUCGUUGCUAUUUUUAGGAAUAUCAGACCAUCUGGCCUGAUAGACAGCGGAAAUAGUCAAGACGGAGAGGAAGAAGAGGAGCAAGCGAAUGGUUGUUUCCCUCAUUUUUGUGUUUACAUUGGCUGGGCAUUAUGUCUGAUGGCGUCAUUGGUGUCAGCAGCUUUUGUUGUGUUCUACAGUCUCAUGUGGGGUAAAACGGUAGCCAAUCAGUGGCUCACCUCGGUAAUGAUUUCCUUUUUCCAGGACGUUAUAGUGAUUCAGCCAGUGAAGGUGGUUAUAAUUGUUUCACUCUUAUCACUCAUCGUUAAAAAACCAAUCAAAAAUGAUGAAAUACGUGGACAAGGUCACUCCGAUCAAAGCAUAGACAAUAGUUUAACUUCUUCUCCACCAGGAAACGAGGAAUUAAACAAAAUGCGCUCAGUGAGAAUUUUGAAAAGGAGACUUGCGAAGACACUGAUAGAAAUUGGUACAUGUGUCGCUUUCUUGCUUCUUCUUGUCAUUGUUUGUUAUGGAAACCGUGACAGUAACAGAUUUCGAUUCACCACGGCGGUGAAACAUGUCUUCCCCAACUUCGAGAAGGUUUGUAUGAAAGUGUCUUCUCAGUUAUUUCCUCUUUCGUUUACGAAGUGUUUGGUAAAUCCUAAAUGAUUUUUGUAUCGCUAUGAUGACAUCUGUUAGCUGUGCUCAACCUUCCAGCUUCAUUUAUGACAUAAUUAACAUAAGUCGUUAACCUCCGCCAGAUAGCAAAUUGCACUUAAAAAUCGUGUUUUUUUUUCAAUGCAAUGUUUCCCAAAAUUACAGACAAAUCGUGCAAAUAGAGAGGCUAACUGCUCUCGUACACAUUCAUUCCUUGUAAAAAAAUUUAACGCAAAUAUAUCGAUGAUUAAGCUAAAAUUAACAACCCAUGGCUACGGUAUUUUCUGUGACUGACAGGUGCACAACAUUACGUCAUUCUGGACUUGGACGAGGAAAAACUUAUUAUCAGGCCUUUUUGACGUUAAAUGGUACAACGGAAUGGCGUUUUCGUACAAGGAAGGAUUUAUCAGAAACCGAGAAGCUUUUAUGAUAGGAAUGCCAAGACUAAGACAAAAGAGAAUUAAAGAAGGUGAGAGAAUAGACGAAAAAAGCAUUAAAGGUUCUAUACUAAUGUCAGCAAGAUUACGUUCUUUUAAAAAAAAUUUCCGUGUUACCGAUAAUUUUUACCUAUUACUUGUAAUUUUUCAUCGAUGUACUUAUGGAAAAAGGAGAGUUGACAACUGUGUUUAGCCUUUCCUUAAGCCUUGUCAAUAAGCAUGAUGUCUAGUAAAAUCAAUUUUCGACAAAAAGACAUAAACUUGAAACGUUUUUUUUUAUUGAUUCAUCAAUAUUUAUCAUUUUUGAACUUAUUAUGUCGUUCAGAUCCGACUUGUAAAGCUUUUCACAAUGAAGCAGAACUUGUCCGGCGUUUUUCAAGAUGUAUUCCACAUUACAGCACAGAAACCGAAGACAAAACCAAAUAUCACCUGCGAGGAUGGAUUCCAGUCGACGAUUUUGAAGUAUUCCAACAUCAGUUUGAAAAGUUCUAUCUUUGUCCUAGACCCUGGCGUUAUGAAACAGCCGAACAGCUGGGAACAUUAUCAUUUCAGGGACUGAGGUCAACAUAUUCGGGGGGCGGUUACAUUGCCGACCUUGGCUACAAUACCGAUGACGCACUACAGGUGAUUGACAACUUGGAGAUGAAUGACUGGAUUGAUGACAUGACGGCCGCUGUUUUCGUAGAAUUUAACAUUUACCAGCCCACCACUUCACUGUUCAGUGCUGUGAAGUUUCUGUUUGAGAGAUUUCCUAACGGGGGAACGAACACCAUUAUCAGGGUCAAAACUUUGACGAUUUAUUCGCCAAAAGAUCGGUUUUUUCGAGUUAUUUACGAGACAUCUCAGUUACUUUUUAUGAUCCUUCUUCUCUUCUGUGUGGGCGCCGAAAUUGGCAAAGUGUAUCAGCAAGGUUAUAAAUACUUCAAGAACCCAUGGAGUUGGCUAGAAAUUAUUCUUUUGUUGAGCUCAGUUGGGUCGCAGACCAUGUUUUUCCUAAAAGAAUCUUACACAAGCAAAUUCGUAACAAAGGUACAGGAAAACCCAUUUCAAAGCUGGAGCAUGGACAACAUUUCAUUGUGGUCAGACCUAGAAGUGACACUGUUAGCAUUUGUUGUAUUUCUAAUAACUAUGAAACUUUUGAGAAUAAUUCGCUUCAAUCCCCAUAUUAUUCAAAUGAGAAUGACGCUCAUCAGUGCCUCGAAACAUUUUACAUCCUUCACCUUGGUUUUUUUAACGAUGAUAAUCUCUUACGUUACGCUCACGACAUUAACCUUUGGUAGUAACGUAUAUGAAUACCGUUCGUUCACGAAAUCAUUUAGCACCAUACUGCUGAUGCUUAUAGGUGCCAAGGCUCCCUUCCACGAACUUCGAAGAAUCAACAUCGUUAUUGGACCAUUUUUCGUAUUUGCUUACAUGGUAACCAUUGUCAUGAUCUUCUUGAAUAUGUUUUUGGCUAUACUUAAUGAUGCAUACACGGAAUCUCGUAAACUCGGACAUGAGGGCAGCGGAGACCUAGAGGUAUUUAAACUAAUGAAACUGAAAGCUAAGAAAUUUUCUAAGAAGACAAGAGUGGCAGUGAUCAAAGUUCUUGAAGCGAUACCGCAGUUACUGUGGCAGAGGCGGUCAGAAACUGCCGUUGCGUUUGAAAAAGAGGCUUUUGUGUCCAGCUCAUGGGAAGAAAGGAAUGACAUCUUUGGAUUUCAUGAAGACAAUAAUCCCUCUCUCACUGAUAUAAUAGCUUUAUUAAGUGAAAUAAAGCAUGACAUCAGCGAUUCUAUUCUCUCCAUCGAUGACAUCGUUCCCAGGGUGACGAUUGAUCGCGACAGCGAAAGUACAAGGUCUUGUCGACCCGACAGCUCGUCGGAUUCAUUUGACUUUCAUUCGUGUUCCUCCAACUCGUUAUUUACCUCUGAAUCAGAAAGCGAAAUUGCAAAGCUAGAAAAUCUUAUCGACUUAGGAGACGAAGGCGACUUUUUUCAUAGUGACUCUUUCAUCAUGGACAAAUGGUAUCACAGAAAUGCUGAAGUAGGAGAAACAUUCGUGUAG
Pocillopora meandrina is the source of this 15243-nucleotide messenger RNA. The record is from the annotation of a GenBank genome assembly. Lineage: Eukaryota; Metazoa; Cnidaria; Anthozoa; Scleractinia; Pocilloporidae.